AUGCUCUUCCUGGACUUCCUUUUAAUUCAUGAGUUCUACAGCGUUGGUACUUUGAAGGGUUUUGACAACGUCAUCAACCUGAUUGUCAACGACAGCCAUGAGAGAGUCUUCAGUCCGGAUCGCGGAGUAGAAUGUGUGCCUCUGGGGCUGUAUAUCAUUCGUGGUCAGAAUGUCGCCGUUGUUGGGGAGGUUGACGAGGACCUGGACAGCCGUGUCGAUUUUGAAAAUCUUCGUGCAGAGCCCUUAAAUCCCAUUAUUCAUUAA
This is a messenger RNA of Echinococcus granulosus, 264 nucleotides long. RefSeq names its product U6 snRNA-associated Sm-like protein LSm8. Gene Ontology annotation, molecular function: RNA binding. The transcript has 3 exons. The coding region runs from base 1 to 264 and encodes 87 amino acids. Gene Ontology annotation, biological process: mRNA splicing, via spliceosome. Gene Ontology annotation, cellular component: U6 snRNP; precatalytic spliceosome; U4/U6 x U5 tri-snRNP complex. Lineage: Eukaryota; Metazoa; Platyhelminthes; Cestoda; Cyclophyllidea; Taeniidae. The record is from RefSeq and is a predicted model, not a curated record.